AUGGCACCGCCAGAACUUGAGGAGUUAAAGAAGCAACUCAAGGAUUUGCUAGAUGCUGGGUUCAUCCGUCCAUCGAAGACACCUUAUGGCGCACCAGUCUUGUUCCAAAAGAAGCAUGAUUGUUCGUUGAGACUAUGCAUCGAAUAUCGAGCACUUAACAAGGGAUACUCCGCCAAGGCUACACCAUUAACUGAUCUUCUCAAGAAAAAUCACUCUUGGGAAUGGUCAAAGGAGUGUCAAAAGGCUUUUGAUGAGUUGAAGGCUGCUAUCACAGAAGGACCAGUACUAGCACUACCCGACUACUCAAAGGUGUUUGAAGUCCACACUAAUGCUUCUGACUACGCUAUUGGAGGAGUUUUGAUGCAAGAAGGACAUCCUAUUGCCUUUGAGAGUCGCAAGUUGAAUGAUACAGAGAGGCGAUACACUGUCCAAGAGAAAGAGAUGACCGCAAUGGUACAUUGUCUGAGAACUUGGCGUCACUACUUGCUUAGUUCACACUUCAUCGUCAAGACAGACAAUGUGGCUACAAGCUACUUCCAAACUCAAAAGAAUUUAAGCCCCAAACAAGCUAGGUGGCAAGAUUUCUUAGCUGAGUUUGAUUUCGAAUUUGAAUACAAGGCUGGCAAGACAAAUGUGGUAGCAGAUGCGCUGAGCCGCAAGGCUGAGUUGGUAGGCAUUUCCAUGGUCGAAGGAGAUAUUGUGCAUACCAUCAAGAAAGGGUUGCAUCAUGAUCCAUUAGCCAAGAAGUUGGUGGAGUUGGCUAGAGAAGAGGAAGCAACACGACUAUUCUUCAAGAAUGUGGUGAAGUACUGGGGAUUGCCUAAGAGCCUCAUUAGUGAUCGAGAUCCACGCUUCACAGGACGACUAUGGAUAGAGAUGUUCAAACUCCUUGGCGCUAAUGAGAAGGACUGGACAAAAAUUCUCGACAUUGCUCAGUUCUCAUACAAUUUGCAAAGGAGCGAGUCCACGGAGAAGAGUCCAUUCGAGAUUGUGAUUGGACAACAGCCACUUACACCUCACUCUCUUUCUUCCUCUUACUCAGGGAAGAGCCCUGGAGCUUAUCAUAUGAUUAAGUCUUGGGAAGAACAAGCAGAUGUCACUCGUUCUUACCUUGACAAAGCUGAAAAGAGGAUGAAGAAAUGGGUUCAUAAGGGCUUAAUCCGCAAAUACGAAGGGCCAUUUGAGAUCAUUGGACGUGUUGGGGAGGUUGCUUACAAAGUACAACUCCCUCCCUCUAUGAAGAUCCACCCGGUCUUCCAUGUGUCCUUCCUUGCUGCAGUAGUAACAGAUAUUUGGGCUAAACCGGCAAGGCCUAUCGCCAUGAUCUUUUCCACACUUUGGGCAGAUGAGGCCAUCCCGAUUUUGGUGAGGUUGUUCUCCUUGUUCAUGCCCCAAGUCAUGAUUAUUGUUGCUGCCAUUGAAAUGAGCAGAAAAGUCAUCGCCUUGUUGGUUCCAGUGCUGUUGCUGACCGUUAGCUUUGAAGUCCUUACCUUGAGGAGAUAA
This is a messenger RNA of Arachis ipaensis, 1503 nucleotides long. RefSeq lists its product as uncharacterized. The record is from RefSeq and is a predicted model, not a curated record. NCBI's taxonomy places the organism in Eukaryota, Viridiplantae, Streptophyta, Magnoliopsida, Fabales, Fabaceae. Gene Ontology annotation, molecular function: nucleic acid binding.